AUGACAACUCUCAACGUCAAGACCGGACCCAUGCUCCGGUACGACAAUGUCGAUCUCGAAUCCAGCAUCUACCAUGCCUUUGCCAUGAUCGUCACCGAAGAUGCCACCAGCGACUACUCGAUCACCCCCACCCUCCAACUUCGAUGGGAGAAGGCCGCAGGCGUCUCCGCUGCCGCCGAUGGCACCACCGCCGUUUCCGAUGACAACUCGCACAAGCAGUCCGAGGCCAUCAAGCUCUACCAGUAUCACGGGGCAGAGGGCUCCUUCACCUUUUGGCGCUUCAAGAUUGAAGUUCCGUUGGCUGACCACGAGCUUGCUGUCCACUACUCGAUCGAUGGCGAAGCGCAUCCCAAUUCGCAGUCCGAGGCCAUCAAGGGCAUGACCGGCCACACAUUCUUCGUCCCUGCCAAGACGCAGAAUUUCCGAUGGGCCGGUCACAGCUGCAACGGCUUCAGCGCCAGUACCGACGAGUCUGUGUGGAAUGGCCCCAACCCACUCUGGGACGAUCUGCUCAAGGCGCACGCUGCCAAACCUUACCAUGCUGUCAUCGGCGGUGGCGACCAGAUCUAUUGCGAUAAGCUCGUCCGUGAGCCCGAGAUGCAAGAGUGGAACAAUCAGACCGACUCCAAGAAGCGCAUGGCCAUGCCUGUCACCGACGCCAUCAGCACGUGCAUCGACCGCUACAUGUUCAAUCACUACUGCGAGUGGUUUGGCGGAGGUUCCUUCGCCAAGACCAUUGCUCAGGUGCCUAUGAUCAACAUGCUCGACGACCACGAUCUCAUCGACGGGUUUGGAACGUACCCGGACGAGCUCAUGCAAGCCGCUGUGUUCAACCAUGUUGGAAAGAGAGGCUAUUUCUAUUUCCUCCUUUUCCAGCUUUUCGUUAACGACGAUGUGGACGGUGUUAGCGAGACAUCGCACCCUAAUCGCAGCAUCCUGUUUGGCGGCGACGGCGUCUACAUUCCGUUCAAGAACCACAGUCUGCUGUCGUACCUCGGUCCCAAGCAGUGGAUCCUGCUUGCCGACUGCCGUUCGGAACGCAAGAUCGAUCAGAUCUGCAGCAAGGCCACCUACCAGCGCCUGUUUGAUGCGGUGCGCAAACUGCCGCCGGGCGUCGAGCAUCUCAUCGUUCUGCUGGGUGUACCCCUCGCCUACCCACGAAUGGUCUUCUUGGAGCGCACACUCUCGAGCAGCAUGAAUCCACUUAUCAUGCUCGCCAAAGGUCUCUCCCCCGGGUUCACCAACAACUUCAACGGCCAAGUCGAGCUGCUUGACGAUCUGGGCGACCACUGGUGUGCAGGACCACACAAGCACGAGCGCAACUGGCUUGUGGAGCGGGUGCAGGAGCUGUGUCUAGAAAAGAAGCUGCGCGCCUCGUACAUUAGUGGAGACGUGCACGCCGGUGGCGUAGGCGUCUUCUACGGGUACCACCAGCACGAUCCUAGCUUGGACCCCAAGUAUUCGCUGGCAGUGAUUACGUCGGCGAUUGUCAAUGCUCCGCCCCCGCCCGCGGUCAUCUCGAUGCUCAACAAGCUGGCUCGUAAGAAGCAUCGUUCGCUGUUCUACUGUGGCACCAAGGAGACCAUGGUGCCGCUGUUCGAGACCGACUUGGAAGGACAGAAGCAGAAGGACAAGUACAUCAUCGGCGCUCGCAACUGGUGCUCCGUCGAGUACUACCCAGAAACAGGAGAGUUGGAGUUCGACCUUCGUGUAGAGAAGGUCAAGGGUGGCGGAGAGACCAAGUCGUACGCGGUUAAGGCUCCCCCUCCUCGUUGGGACAUUGCUAAACAACAUCAUCAUUUGCUUCACUCCAAGGACUUUGACAAGCGCAUCGGCACGCUCAAGGGUCAGCCCCCCGCGAAAAAGGCAUAA
Molecule: messenger RNA, 1872 nt
Organism: Sporisorium graminicola
Lineage: Eukaryota; Fungi; Basidiomycota; Ustilaginomycetes; Ustilaginales; Ustilaginaceae
Exons: 3
Coding region: 1-1872 (623 amino acids)
Cellular component (GO): membrane
Source: RefSeq, a predicted model, not a curated record